UCAUUUUUAUUUAAGAAUUGAACCUGUGCUAAAUCAUGUCUUCUGUCUUCAAUCUCUGCUACCCGUCUUUUUCAAUUUUUUUACUUUGUUUUUUUUAAUGUGUGGUGGGUGGGGUGUAGGGUAUAGGGUUAUGUGAUUGUGGGUGAUGUAUUUCUUAGUUGAAUAUCUUAGCAUCAUAAUGUGAACUACUGUAGUUUUUCUCCGAUCCAUUAUAUCAGACAACAAUACGUUUCUUUUCAUAAUUAAUUUGUACAAAAUGUCGGCUUAUCCUUUACUAUAUAUCAAUGUGGAUCGUUGUUUUUUUACACCACACACCUUUUUUUUUCAUCACCUCAAUUCUACUCAAUUCAACACUUGAACUUAAAACAUUUAAGCAAUCUCUCUCUAUCUCUCAGCACCUAUAAAUAUAUAUAUAUAUAUAUAUAGAUGAAUAUCUAAGCAAAGUACCUGAACUCAUCGCAAUCAAAAUAUAAUAUAUUGUAGAUUUUGGCUCCUUGGAGUUCCCUUACAUAGAACCUAAAAAAUGGGAGAUAAUCAGGAUGUAAAGCUACCUCCUGGAUUUCGGUUCUGCCCUACAGAUGAAGAGCUGAUCCUUCAGUUUCUCUAUCCUAAGGUUUUUCUCAUACCAUCUACUCAUCUCAAUAUCAUUCCUGAUCUUGAUCUUCACCUUUAUCAUCCUCGGGAAUUCACUGGUACGGCAUUGUCCAGCGGAAACAUGCACUAUUUCUUUAGCAAAACGACAGAAGAUAAAGCAACCUCAAAUGGGUAUUGGAAAGAAAUGGACAUAAACGAGCCAAUAUUUGUUUCUGGAGCUAAUAAUAAAGUGGGUGUGAAGAAGUAUUAUGUGUACUUUGUCAUUAAUCACCAUGAAUCUCCAACUUCAGUCACUGAAACCAACUGGAUCAUGGAAGAGUACAACCUUUGCAACAAUCUUGAAUUGAUGAGUACUACUUCUCCCACUUAUAAAAGACGAAGAAAACUAAAGCUAGACUUCAAAUGGGUUUUAUGUCGAGUUCAUGAAAGGAAGUUGGACGAUAUUUCUCUGCAGAGUGUUCAGUAUGAGGAUGAUGACAAUGGAACCGAGCUUUCUUGUUUAGACGAAAUGUUCUUGUCGUCAUUAGAUGAUGACCUUGACGAAAUUAGUAUGCAAAUACUAGAUUGAAACUCAAAUAUUUAUAUAUGUUAGAUAGUUAUUAUAAUCUCACUAGAUAAAUAUAUAUGUUUGAUGUCUGUGUACAUUUUUACAUUUGCGGUCAUAGUUGUAUACAUAGAUAUACAUGUAUGUGUCGUAAAGUCUGUGUAAAUUAUUUGAUAUGUAAUUAUGUCCAUAUCAAAUAAUAUAUAUAUAUGCAUAUGCUAAUUGUAUGUUUUAUCUAAGUAAAUGU
Messenger RNA from Humulus lupulus (European hop), 1385 nucleotides. RefSeq names its product NAC domain-containing protein 104-like. The record is from RefSeq and is a predicted model, not a curated record. Gene Ontology annotation, molecular function: DNA binding. The coding region runs from base 524 to 1162 and encodes 212 amino acids. Lineage: Eukaryota; Viridiplantae; Streptophyta; Magnoliopsida; Rosales; Cannabaceae. Gene Ontology annotation, biological process: system development; regulation of DNA-templated transcription. The transcript has 3 exons.